UCGCCUCGCUCUUCUCUGCGCUCGCCUCCGUCUCUCCAUCCGAUCGUGCGUCCAUCUGUCCAUCUGUUCGUCCGACCGCCGGUCCCCAGCCGCCCGCGCCAUGGACGCCAAGGUCUUCGCCGUGCUGGCCCUCGUGCUGGCUGCGCUCUGCCUCGGAGACGGGAAGCCCGUCAGCCUCAGCUACAGAUGUCCCUGCCGCUUCUUUGAGAGCCAUGUGGCCAGAGCCAACGUCAAGCACCUCAAAAUCCUCAACACUCCCAACUGCUCCCUUCAGAUUGUCGCCAGGCUGAAGAGCAACAACAGGCAGGUGUGCAUCGACCCAAAGCUGAAGUGGAUCCAGGAGUACCUGGAGAAGGCUUUAAACAAGAGGUUCAAGAUGUGAGAGGUGGGUGAGACGCCUGCGAACCUCACAGGAGCCCAGGCCUGCAGUCAGUGUUAGGGAGGGGCCGGCAUCCCGCUCCUGGGCAGGGCCGGACAUGGGGCUAAGGGCUUCGUUUGCACAGCUCCCCUUCCCUCGCCAUUGAUUCUGUAGCAGAACUCAUGGUGUUUAUUUCUCAUUUAGUUUGAUAAUCCAGUGUUAUUGUGGCAGAUAGGCUCUUGAGCUAAGGCCAUUAUGUUAUUUGCUUUAUUAUAAUAUCUCUCCCGUGGAGCCCCCCUGUGAGUUUUGUAUUCUAGUUGAGAUGGGAGGUUCACCCCCUGUCCCAGCAGAUGGGCCUGCCUCCUCCCCCAGAUAGUGAACAGCAGGGCUCCCCAGGCUGAGCAAGCCAGGCCGGGGCAGAGACCAACCCUCCUGCUGCUCCCUCCACCAUCGCUGUGCUCCUCAUUCUGUGUCUCAUGCAUCCAUCCAUCCAUCGUCCGUCCUGUGUCUCCAGAUUGUCUCCGUCACCCUGAAAAGGACGCUCUCCAGACAAAAGCUUUCAUUCCCACUGGGCACCGAGAGGGAAGCAAAGUGCCCAAGAAACACUGUAUGCGCCUCUGUCUCAUGCGGAACACUGUCCGUCUGCCUCUGUGUCCCCACUCACAGCCAGUGUCCCCCCGCCCCCCAUGACCCCUGUCUUUGUGCAUGACUGCCCCUCGCUGGUAUGCAGAGGCUGAGCAUGGGGAGAUGUCUGAGGGCCUCUACCCAGUUCCUAGUGCAGACUGUGGCCAAUGAGAGCAGCCUCAGUUUCCCCAUGGGACCAGCAGACAGAGCCUGAGGGAAUAUGGGCCACAGGAGCACUGACCCCAGCCCUGCCAAACUUCACUGCUGCUGUUGUCUGGACUGCAGAGUUCUGGUUCAGCAUUGUUUGGGGAGUAACAAGAAUUCUCCACCUUCUUUUAUUAUUUUCAGGAUACAACCUGCAGCAGAGUCAGUCCCAGAGUGAAGACUCCUCCUCAAUUAAUAUUUGACCUCACCCCCUUGCAAGGUUGUCCUUUUCUCUUACACGCAUGGUCCCCCAUCCCCGGCAGGGCAGGUAUUCCGUCAGGAAAGGAGCAGAAGUCCCGGGACCCAGAGUGUUGCCCUCUGCCUGAGAGCAGUCUGCAUGCAACGCUGCUCAAAAUGGGCAUGCGACGCUCCCUGUCUGCUUUCCCUGCAUUCGGUGUCCCCAGUCCUAAUGGGAGACACCAGUAAAGUUCUUUGAAUGGAGAAGGUGCAGAAAGGAAGAGCAACUCCUCAGCUGUAAGUGUUUGCAAUUUCAUCAUUUAUUACCAGUAAUAUGCACCAGGCAUUUCCAUAAAUUGACACUAAAGAGCAGAAGGCAAAUCCACCCACCAAAAGUUGCCCCUAAUUUAAACAAGAAUUAAAAUUCUCAAACCAGCCGAGUUAAAUUGAAAAAGGAAGGAGUUUGGGGGAGGUUUAUUAGUUCCCAGGAUGAGAACUAAUUUCAAAACCAUCUUUUGAAAUUGACCCAUCACUACAGUGAUUCUGAGCUAUCCAUGAAAUGACCAAAUUUUGGUGGACGGCUGCUGUUCAGGUAACCUGAGGUAUUUUCUUUUCUUGGAAUCCAUGACCCAAGAUCAUCCAGUCAAACCUCUUGCUCCCAGGAACUAGUGUGAGUCCAGAUCCAGCUGCAGUGAAGCAAUAACCUCUGUGUCUCCUCCCCAGGGGACAGCAGAUCAGAGCGGAGAUGGCAGAGGCACCAUUUGUGUGACAAUUCAUCUCCCCCUGAGGAUCUGCUUCUGCAUGGAGACUGACUGGCUGUAGCCAAUCAGCAUGUGAAUAGUCCAUUUGCAAAGCAAAAGUCUCCCCAUUCUAAUCCCUUUGCUUUAGAGUCAAGUGCACAGCACUAGGGAGCUGUGACGGGGGACACUGGCUGUCCCUGCAUUCCCUUGGCUCUGUGACCUGUGCUCCUCAGCUGCCAGCCUUUGCACCAGAUGGGAGGGGGCUGGGGGUGUGUUGUGUGUGGGCGUCCAAAUCUGUGCCUUUUGUCCUUUACACCACUGUCUAUCUUCGUCUGCCAGCCACUGAGACACCAGUGAGGGUAUAUGCAUCCUGGGAGAGGAAGAAGGCUCAGCUUUGAAGAGCAGAGUUUGUCUGUGUGUCAGGAGUUCAGAGACCUGAGCCCCGUCCCAAGAACCCUAUGUUCACCUCCAUGGUGCAAUUUUGUCUCUGGUUUUUCACCCAUUAGGGGCUUCCAACCUGGGAACUGAGCACCUUUCCUAGAGGGUGGGCCCCCAAUUCCUCUAUGUAAUUUCCCUGACCAUUCUGAAGGAAGCCCACCCCAGAAAGGCUCCCAGAAACCUCCAGAUCCCCCAGGCCGACUGUGGUGUUGCCAGGUCGCAGUCCGCAGCCUCGCUGAGCUCUCUGUGGCUGAGCAGGGAUGGGUUCCAUGUUCAAUGUGACGAAUACUGUAUUUGUGUUGUCCAUCGCAUCUCCCGAUAAUGUGAAGCUGGCCCAGGAGAAGGCGUCCCUGUGCAAAAUGUGUGCUUUUUUUUUUUUUUUUUUUAAAAUAAGUAACAAGUCUUUGAGAAGCAGCAAUUUACUUUAAAGUCAUAUCAGUUUGAAAGUUGUAUGUGCACUUAACAUUUUCCUAAUAAAAAUAUUCAGAUGGAACCAU
Molecule: messenger RNA, 3038 nt
Organism: Chinchilla lanigera (long-tailed chinchilla)
Lineage: Eukaryota; Metazoa; Chordata; Mammalia; Rodentia; Chinchillidae
Gene: Cxcl12
Product: chemokine (C-X-C motif) ligand 12
Exons: 4
Coding region: 101-382 (93 amino acids)
Biological process (GO): axon guidance; positive regulation of cell migration; immune response
Cellular component (GO): extracellular region; external side of plasma membrane
Molecular function (GO): CXCR chemokine receptor binding; chemokine activity
Source: RefSeq, a predicted model, not a curated record